AUCUUCUGUACCGUAGUUAGACACCUGUGCGACUGGGGAGAUAUGAAGUCUUCUCUCGCUCUCUCGCUGUGCUUCCUCGCCGGGGGGGCCCAAGCGUUCGUCGGCCAUGUCCCCGUCUCGCAGCCUCGAUCCCCGUGGGGGGGGUUUUCCUCCUCGUCCUCGGUAGCAACGAGAGCAGCAGCAUCGGUGCCGGCGCCAAGAGCGGAGAGGAGGACCGCCGGGCGGGUUGUGGUGACGAAGAUGGGGUGGGGAGACGACGUGGUCUUCAGUAAGGCCAAGGUAGUCGAGACGGGCAAGAUCGCAGAGGGCCAGUACGCGCUGACGAUCGACGCCGGGGACAUCGCCAAGGAGUACACGGCACCGGGCCAGUACGUGCAGAUCAAGGUGACCUCCAGCGCUAAGCCGGGCUUCUUCGCGAUCGCCUCUCCCCCGGAUGCCAGCAGCGGCUCCCUGGAGUUCCUGAUCAAGGAGAACGACGCAACGAAGGCGUUGGUCGGGGUCAAGGCCGGGGGCUCCGUGGAGGUUUCUACCGUCAUGGGCAAGGGGUUCCCCAUCAAGGAGAACUUCACCGGAUACAAGUAUGACUUCCCCGUGCAGAACGUCGUGCUGUCGGCGUCGGGCACCGGCAUCGCUCCUUUCCGCGCGGCAAUCGAGUCCGGGGCGCUGGAGCUGCCGGAUGCCGAUGAUGACGGGGUGUUUGGUCGCUCGUGCAAGCUCUACUGGGGCUGCCGCGACGAGGAGAGCAUGCCGUGGAAGGACCGGGUGGAGGCGUGGGACAAGCGGGGGGUCGAGGUGGUGGUCGUCCUCUCUCAGCCAAGCGAGUCCUGGACCGGCCGAACGGGUUUCGUGCAGCAGGCCAUCAAGGAGGAAGGCAUCCCCCUGCCGCGCAACAGCGCGGUGCUCGUAUGCGGGCACAAGGAGAUGGCGGAAGAAGUGAAGGAGAUUGCCGAAAAGGCCGGCGUGCUGGAUGGCCGAGUACUCUCCAACUUCUAGUUUUGGAGUGUUGGUGUCGUUUUUGGUCUCGCUCGUCUGUUCGUGUUUUUUUGCGCGAGAAACGAUGA
Ectocarpus siliculosus is the source of this 1061-nucleotide messenger RNA. The record is from the annotation of a GenBank genome assembly. NCBI's taxonomy places the organism in Eukaryota, Phaeophyceae, Ectocarpales, Ectocarpaceae.